CGGAGGUUGAUACCGCAAUAGAUGCAUGUGUUUGGGUGUGAAUUGAAAAAAACUCGCUCACUCGAUCUUACAGUUGCACCCGGGGUCGUACGUCAGUUGAAUGAUUGCAGCUAUAAAGGCAUUGCACUUCCCGGUACUUAGUGUGUUGCGAAAUUUGUGAUGAGCUGAUGCCAUGAGGACAUAAACUCACACCAUUGGUCGUUGACAUCCCUCGUCAUGCCCUCGACGUUUGAUAUUCAUAUCUUGUGAGUCAGCAAAAUAUUUCUUAUCGCUAAAGCGUGACAUUUUACCACGGAUUGGUAUGGCGCCAAAGAAAAAGAAAAAGACCAAGGCGAAGCAUGUCUCAAAGAAAAAAGCUGAAGCCAAGCGAAAACCUCAAAAGGCAGGCGGACAGAAAAAGACUGGGAAGAAAAGGAAGAAAGCCCAUCAAAAGAAGAAGUUAUCAAACGCCUGGAACAGGCUACCCUGGGAUCCGUUUCCAAUGUUUCCACAUGAAGUUGAGAAAGUGAACAGAAUAAACAAAAACAUUCUUUUAGUGAUCACCUGCAUACUUUUGUGUGUUAGCAUCGGUGUAAUAUGUUUGGCAGCUUAUCUUAUAGAGAAAAGGAAAAGAAACGAAGAGCUGGUGUCGGCAGUCAGCUUUUCUAACUAUUGGCUAAACGCUUCACUGGUGCUUCUUUCUAUCGGCUUAGUUUCCGCUAUCAUAAACUUCUGCGGCUUUGUAGGCGUGUUGCGAGAAAACAUUGUGCUGAUCCGUGUGUUCUACAUUACGCUGAUCGUGUUGCUCACGUUGAAGCUGAGCGGCGCAGUGUUCCUGUUCGUUUUUGCCGACUUCUCGCGGCCGUUGCUGGAGAACAUGCUGGCCGAUCAGGCGGUGGCCGACUAUCGCGUCAGCAGUGACGUCGAGACGCUGAUGGACUACCUGCAGGCCGGCUUCGGCUGCUGCGGCCUGCGAGACGAUGGCUUCCAAGAGUGGUCUCGCAGUGUCUACUUCAACUGCUCGGAGGCGAACCCCAGCCCGGAGCGGUGUGGCGUGCCCUGGUCCUGCUGCCGCAAUGGCACCGGCCUGCAGAACGCCCUCUGCGGCCACCACGUGCAGAAGCUGGACCGCAACAUCGCCAGCAGGAGCAUCUAUACGAGGGGCUGUGUCCGCGCCAUACAGGUGUGGGCGGGUCGGCACGCCAUAGCCGUCGGCCUGUUGGUCCUGCUGGAGGUGGUCUGCCUCACGGUGGUGAUCUUCCAGUGCACACACCUGGUGAACGAGCUGCAGAUGAUGACUAGAGUGUACCGUGGUCCCUGGUGGGAGUGGAUCGGCAAGAAGCGGCCACCGCCCCGCCCUCCCGGCACGCCGCCGACGCCGACCGAGCUGCCGCACGUGGUCCAGAUCGGCCGGGGCCCGGCCGUGAUGGAUGCCCGUCGAGUGCGGUGGCCCACCCCGGCUCGUCCCAAGCGGCCGCGCAAGGUCACCGUCGUCCAGGUCGACGAAGCCCCCCAGGCGCAGUGGACACAAGCGCCGACGAGGACCAUUCGCGUGCAGUCUUACGACCAUGGUCAACCCGGCGACCUUGACACGGGGCGCUUCCUUCCGGAGGGUGACGGUCGCGGCCCAUCAGAAGAGAGGACCGCAGAAAACUAGCCUGAGGGUGCUCUUGAAAGAAGAAGCUUUGCUUGCAAACAUGAAACAGAUUGUGCGAGACGCAGAGCGGACGAUGGGUGAGGAAGAGAUGGAAAGACCGCUCCGAAGAUAAGAGAUGGCGUGACGUGACGGCCGUGGGACCCAGUGCAAUGUGAUUCAAUGUGCACUUGGCGUUGGCAGCCGCCUUCACUGGCCACAGGCGGCAGCCACGCACAGCGAGCUGUAUAUUGGUGUUAACGGAACCUUGUAAGAGAUUUGACAUUGCAAUAAA
This is a messenger RNA of Pollicipes pollicipes, 1907 nucleotides long. Its product is annotated as tetraspanin-33. Gene Ontology annotation, cellular component: plasma membrane. Lineage: Eukaryota; Metazoa; Arthropoda; Thecostraca; Pollicipedomorpha; Pollicipedidae. The coding region runs from base 302 to 1636 and encodes 444 amino acids. The record is from RefSeq and is a predicted model, not a curated record. The transcript is spliced from 2 exons.